Molecule: messenger RNA, 1829 nt
Organism: Hyphopichia burtonii NRRL Y-1933
Lineage: Eukaryota; Fungi; Ascomycota; Pichiomycetes; Serinales; Debaryomycetaceae
Exons: 1
Biological process (GO): Group I intron splicing
Cellular component (GO): ribonucleoprotein complex
Source: RefSeq, a predicted model, not a curated record
CCUUUCAUUCUUUGUCAUACCGGUACAACUCCGAAAUACCAAAUCUGAAUACUCUCACAGCUACAGUUGCAAGUUCCCCUUUGAACCAUGAUAUUCCACCCCAAGAACUACGAAAAUUGUUAAUUGAAGGAAGCAAAAAAGUGAAUUUGGAUCCCAUGUUUGAGCUAUUGGUGAAAUCUUCUUCGCUGAAUUUGAUACCAAAUUUGAAAAUAGUAAUGGAUUUCGAGGAAUCAGUACUUUCUACUCGUACGAAUAUUAUGCUUUUGAAAGCACUUCGUACUCAUGCUCAUGACGAUUGUUCUUCCUUAUCAAUCAAGAUUUUCUAUUCACUUAUGGACGACCAUGCAGAAGGUAAGAUCUCCCUUAGCCAAAAUGAAAUUGAACAGGUGUGUCAAACGUUCCUCCAAUGCAUUUCCAGAAGUAACAAUAUCACAAAUCUUCUUACUUUGAAGAACUCAUACCACAACUACAUAUCGGUUUUCAGUCAUAACACUUUACUUGAAAUUAGUUAUUUAUCUGCAUUCAUUCAUAUAUCCUUCAAUGCUUCAAAUUUUCAAGGAGGAAUUGAAAUAUUUGAAUCUUCUUUCUUAAGCGUCACAAAUCUCGAAAUCGAAGGCACCCAUGAUCCUAGCACUGCUUUGACAUACUUGCCAACAAAAAGGUUUUUGGAUUUACUAUGUUCGCAUCAAGACUGGAACAGAUUACUGACAUGGUUGGAGAAAAUUGACAAUAUUAGUGGAGAUUUCAUCACUCCAAAAGACUGGCUUAAAUUUUUGAGCUUUGGACUUAAUAUUGCCAACUACAAUUUGGUUAAAACAGUGUAUGAUCAUUUCAUUAUGAAAGGGUUUGAUAAAGGUAUUACUCGUCAUGAUAUACUUUUCGAUCCUUCUAUAACGAAUAGUGUUACAAAGGAAAACAGAAUUAUAAAACUCAUCAAUGACGAAAUAAUUUUUCAAAUUUUGCAUAUAUUUGCAUUAGAAGGAGAUGUUGGACUGACAUUGCGUUUGAUUGAAUCACAUUAUGUCCAUAAGACUUUAAAGGGUGAAAGAGCAUUGACUCUUGAACUUUGUAUACAAAUUAUUGCUGCAUAUUGUUAUUAUCGAUCGGCCUCCUUGCAUCAGUCUGGUGAAGACGAAGACAUGAUUCGAGUAUUGAAGGUAUUGAAUGGAUUUGUUGUUAAAUUAAAAACCAAAAACAACGCUCAAGAGCUCAUCUCAUAUCGUGAUAUCACCGCUCAUAUGUCUCAUAGGUUUUUGGAAUACAAGGUCAAAGAUAUAAAUGUUGAAAGGGCAAGUCAAAAGAUAAAGAGAAUUGAACAAUCUAUUAAAGACCUGGAAGAGAAUCUAAUCAAUCCGGAUGUUAUUUUACCGAGGAAGAUUAAGAAUGACAACGUAUAUGUGCAUUCUCUGGGGAACAUUCUUGCAAAUUUAACUAUUUUAGAAUCAUUCAUAAACAAGCAUAUAAAUCUAAUGAUUGAUGAAAAGUUCGACGUUGAUACCGUCAAACUUUUCAUUAAUUGCAUAUUAAACCAUAUUAACUUACGCCAAAACUCAUCCGGAAUGAUAAAAGCAUUACUUACUUUAAAAACAUUAAAUUAUAAGGUUGCUUCUGAGUGGCUUAACAAGGAUCUGUUUGAAAUCAUACUUUAUUCUAUAUCAAAUUCAACUGCAUCCAAAUUAACUUCACUAGGAUUAUAUCAAUUUUUCAAAAGCCAGAGCUGGAGUUUGAGCCAUCAUCAAUACAUUGCAUUAAUCACCGCCUCAUUAAGAGGAGACAAAUUCAAUGAUUUACUUGAAUAUUACGUAUAUGAAUACCUUCGAGAUUAUGAU